UGCAUGGACUGGUCUAAAGCCUGUUUCUGCCUUUGCAGUGCCAUUAGCUCGGCCUCUUUUCCGCCCGAGGUCAUAACAUAUGACCAGUGGAUGCAACUAAAACCAGAAUAUAAAAACAUGCUUUCUGGUUGGAUUAAAGGUGCAUUUCGUAGUGGGGAGAAGGAAAUGCAGGAAUCAAUAAAUGAGAAGCUUAACUUCGUUCUUAAUACAGCUCCGACAUCGGAUAGGUUAGAGCUUAAAGGUAAUAAAUGUCUCCAUGGAGAGUUUCUGGAGUUCAAAGGAAAAAGAGAAGAUGUUCAGGAAAUGAGAAGUAUCAGGAGAUCAAAAGUUAGUGGAUUAGAGAUCCAGAAAACGAGCAUGUUUGGUCUGGCUCAUUCAAAGCUCAAAGUUCUAUAG
Messenger RNA from Nicotiana tabacum (common tobacco), 396 nucleotides. The record is from RefSeq and is a predicted model, not a curated record. Lineage: Eukaryota; Viridiplantae; Streptophyta; Magnoliopsida; Solanales; Solanaceae.